Molecule: messenger RNA, 705 nt
Organism: Castor canadensis (American beaver)
Lineage: Eukaryota; Metazoa; Chordata; Mammalia; Rodentia; Castoridae
Gene: Dph6
Product: diphthamine biosynthesis 6
Biological process (GO): protein histidyl modification to diphthamide
Molecular function (GO): diphthine-ammonia ligase activity
Source: RefSeq, a predicted model, not a curated record
GAAAAAGAAGACAUAGAAGGGAUAUCAGUGGGUGCCAUACUUUCUGAUUAUCAACGUGAUCGAGUAGAAAAUGUGUGUAAAAGGCUUAACCUCCAGCCUUUAGCUUACCUUUGGCAGAGGAACCAGGAAGAUUUGCUCCGAGAAAUGAUAGCAUCCAGUGUCCAAGCCAUGAUCAUCAAAGUAGCAGCUUUGGGUCCUGGCAGUCUCCUAGUUUGGUGUAUCCAGUGUACGUGGAGUAUUGUCCUGUUGGUCUGCCGUGAGUCAAGUUUAGAUCCAGAUAAGCACCUUGGAAAAACCCUGGAUGAAAUGGAGCCUUAUCUCUUAGAGCUUUCUAAGAAGUAUGGAGUCCAUGUAUGUGGAGAAGGUGGAGAAUAUGAGACACUCACUUUGGACUGCCCUCUAUUUAAGAAGAAAAUAGUUGUGGACUCCUCAGAAGUAGUCACCCACUCAGCUGAUGCAUUUGCACCUGUGGCUUAUCUGCGUUUUCGAGAACUGCACUUGGAGGACAAGGUGACUCCAGUGCCUGACAACUACAAAACAUCUAAUUAUAUACAUAAUUCCUGAGAAUCAUGUAGCAUUUUUAAAUUAUUAUGGCUACCUUCUUCCCAUUACUUUUUUUUUUUUAACUUCUUAGAAAAAUACAUCUUUUUCAAGAAGAAAUUAAUGGAACCAUUGAUUGCCUGGGAAUAUAUCAAUAGCUUAUUC